CUAGAAAAGGUCUCCUUUGUCAAAGUAAUUUGCUGGGGCUUUUGCCUAUCCAUACAAGUGAGAAACAUUAAAGAAUGAACCGCCUCCCUUGUGUAGCCCUUUAUAUGGGCGCAGCAUAGCUCACCCCUCUCCAAUCCUCUCUCUCUCUCUCUCCGAGAGCUGAACAUUAUGGCCGACGUCGAAAUGCGUGGCAGCGGCGAAGCGCCAGGCUUCAAGCUCUUCGGAACGGUGAUCAUAACGGAAGACGGACGGCCAAAGGCGGAGGAAGCGGAUAGGCCGGCGGAGAGGGAGGUGGCGGCGGCGCAGGCGGCGGCGGCGGUGAGGAGGACGGCGCUGCCGUGCCCGAGGUGCAAGAGCAAGGAGACCAAGUUUUGCUACUUCAACAACUACAACGUGAACCAACCUCGCCACUUCUGCAAGGCCUGCCACCGCUACUGGACGGCCGGCGGCACCCUGCGCAACGUGCCCGUCGGCGCCGGCCGCCGGAAAAAUCGCCCCGCUCCCCGCAGCGGCGCCGCCGCGACCACCGCCGACGCCGCGUGCGUCCUCGAGUACCCCUCCGCUCCUCACUUGGAUCGUGGGGAGGUCGAGCGGUGGCUGCUGCGGCCGGAGCCGCCGGCAGCGAGGCCGAGGAUCGACGAUGGGUUCAGACGCGGACUUCGUUGACUUUUCCGUUAGGGUUGCCGUGUUUUUUUUUAAAAUCUUUUUGGGGGGUUUCCACUUUGUUUUUAGUUUCCCAUUAUCUUCAUCUCUUUUUUUUUUGGGGUAUGUAAAACGUGUAAAACCUGAGGCUAUAUCGAUCGCCUAAUGAUAGAAGUAGGAAUAUGUGGUAUUGUGGUGGUAUCUGAGAAGUAUAUGGGAAUCGGAGAUGGUUGGGUUCCUUUUACUGGGAAACGCUUGAAAACUGCUGUUGGAUUCUCAUG
Messenger RNA from Elaeis guineensis (African oil palm), 923 nucleotides. Its product is annotated as cyclic dof factor 4. Gene Ontology annotation, biological process: regulation of DNA-templated transcription. Lineage: Eukaryota; Viridiplantae; Streptophyta; Magnoliopsida; Arecales; Arecaceae. The record is from RefSeq and is a predicted model, not a curated record. Gene Ontology annotation, molecular function: DNA binding; DNA-binding transcription factor activity.